Molecule: messenger RNA, 970 nt
Organism: Solanum verrucosum
Lineage: Eukaryota; Viridiplantae; Streptophyta; Magnoliopsida; Solanales; Solanaceae
Product: inositol oxygenase 1-like
Exons: 10
Coding region: 50-970 (306 amino acids)
Biological process (GO): inositol catabolic process
Cellular component (GO): cytoplasm
Molecular function (GO): iron ion binding; inositol oxygenase activity
Source: RefSeq, a predicted model, not a curated record
CUAUCUAAUACUACGAAGUUUUGAUUUUGGCUCUGUUUUUUCAUUAACCAUGACUAUACUCAUUGAGCAGCUUCCUGUUGAGAUCCAGGCUGAUGAAACGAAUAUUCAUCAUGCUCAGAAUCAAAAGGAAUUGGUAUUGGGUGAUGGAUUUGCAGUUCCUCAAACCAAUGCAUUUGGCCAUAAUUUUAGGGACUACACUGUUGAAAGUGCAAGGCAACAAGGGGUAGAAUUUUUUUACAAGAUCAAUCACUUAAAUCAAACCUAUGAUUAUGUAAGUAAGAUGAGGGUUGAAUAUGCAAAAUUGGACAAGGCAGAAAUGAGCAUCUGGCAAUGCUGUGAACUAUUGAAUGAUGUGGUUGAUGACAGUGACCCUGAUUUGGAUGAACCUCAAAUUCAACACUUGUUGCAAAGUGCUGAAGCCAUUAGGAAAGACUAUCCUAAUGAAGAUUGGCUCCAUUUGACUGCCCUUAUUCAUGAUUUGGGGAAAGUGCUUCUUCUUCCUAGCUUUGGAGAGCUUCCUCAAUGGGCUGUUGUUGGUGACACGUUCCCUGUUGGCUGUGCUUUCCAUGACUCAAUUGUUCACUCCAAGUACUUUAAGGAAAAUCCUGACUAUAAUAAUCCUGCUUACAACAGCAAAUUUGGAGUUUACUCUGAGGGUUGUGGACUAGACAAGGUGUUGAUGUCAUGGGGUCACGAUGAUUAUAUGUACUUGGUUGCAAAAGAGAAUGGGACAACGUUGCCAUCAGCUGGUCUUUUCAUUAUUAGAUAUCAUUCAUUUUAUGCCCUGCAUAAGUCUGGAGCUUACAAGGAACUAAUGAAUGAGGAAGACAAGGAAAAUCUUAAGUGGCUUCAUAUUUUUAACAAAUAUGACUUGUACAGCAAAAGUAAAGUUCAGGUUAAUGUGGAAGAGGUCAAGCCUUACUACAUGUCUCUAAUUGAAAAGUAUUUCCCAGCAAAGCUGAAAUGGUGA